Molecule: messenger RNA, 1539 nt
Organism: Recurvomyces mirabilis
Lineage: Eukaryota; Fungi; Ascomycota; Dothideomycetes; Mycosphaerellales; Teratosphaeriaceae
Exons: 4
Coding region: 1-1539 (512 amino acids)
Biological process (GO): proteolysis
Molecular function (GO): aspartic-type endopeptidase activity
Source: RefSeq, a predicted model, not a curated record
AUGACAAAUGACCUCAGCCAGCUGAAGCGGACGAAGCUCAUCGUCAACCCGAAGCACCAGCGCAAUGGCUUGAAGAACUACCUUGGUGCUCUGAGCCGCUUCAAGUUCAGCCCGACCGUGGAAGGCCCAUACGCGAUGGUGGCACAAAUGCACCAGCGUGGCAAUGCCGCCAUCUUUCAGAAGACAGGGAAGAGUGUCGGCGGCAAGAUGCACGUUGGUGGCCAUGUCCUCACCAAGAAGGAUGCGUCUGGGCAGACCGGAGAGGUCCCCGCGACCGACGUUGAGCAGAACUCUGAGUACCUUUGCCCCGUCCAGAUUGGUACACCUGCUCAGACCUUGACGUUGGAUUUCGACACCGGCUCUGCCGAUCUCUGGGUCUUCUCCACCGAGCUUCCUGCAGCAGACCAGAACAGUGGCGGAACCAAGCACACCUUGUUCGACCCAUCAAAGAGUUCUACCUGGAAAGCUCAGAGCGGCAGCACCUGGAACAUCUCCUACGGUGAUGGCAGCAGUGCCAGUGGCGAUGUCGGAACAGACACCAUCUCACUCAGCGGCUUGACAGUGACCAACCAAGCUAUCGAGCUCGCAAAGGUGCUGAGCAGUGAAUUCGCAUCAGGCCAAGGUGACGGUCUGCUUGGUCUUGCAUUCGGCUCCAUCAACACCGUCCAGCCGACUCAAGUUGCCACACCCGUGGAGAACAUGAUCUCCCAGCAGGACAUUCCACAGAACGCCGAGCUCUUUACUGCCUGGUUGGGCGAUACUACCGACAGCAGCUUCUACACAUUUGGCUUCAUCGACCAGACUGCAUUGGGCAGUGCCACGCCUGCGUACACUGCUAUCGACAAUUCUCAAGGCUUCUGGCAAUUCCCGUCAGCCACCGCUACCGUCAAUGGCAAGGCUAUCCAGCGCUCCGGCAACACCUCUAUCGCCGACACUGGCACUACCCUUUGUCUUGUCGAUGACGCUCUGUGCCAGGCUUUCUAUGGCCAAAUCCAGGGCGCGAAGCAGGAUCAGUCGCAGCAGGGUUGGGUCUUCCCUACCUCCGCCGCAUCGUCGCUGCCUACUCUCCAGCUCGCCAUCGGCGACACUUAUUUCGCUGUCAAUCCUGCAGACAUCGCAUUCCAAGAUCUUGGCAAUGGCACGACUUACGGCGGUCUCCAGUCCCGUGGCUCCAUGACCAUGGACAUCUACGGAGAUGUUUUCCUCCGUUCAGUGUACGCCAUCUUCGACCAGGGCAACACCCGCUUCGGAUGUGUCCAGCGGGCAGCUUCUGGAUCGAGCACUUCCAACGGCACGCCUGUAUCUGGUGGCUCCGGAUCAUCCGGCAGCACUCAGCCCACCACAGGCGGUGGUUCCGGCGCCAAUCAGCCUCCCACUGGCGGCUCUUCUGGCUCGGGUGCUGGUUCCGGCUCUAACCAGCCGGCCAGCGGUGGUUCCGGAAGCACUCAGCCAACCACUGGAGGCUCGUCCGGUAGUGAGCAGCAUCGUAAGCAUCAUCAUCACCACAAGCAUGGGGAUAGCAACAAGCAGGAGCUUUAA